AUGUCGGAUUGGAUACGUUUGAAUUUAACAAAGCAGGCAGGCUAUGGCAGCAUCUAUUGGAAAGGCUUAUUUGUGGUCCUUUGCUGGCUUCUCUGGCGGGCAAGAAAUGAGAGUUAUCACUCGAAUAUAUCAACGCCUUGUGAUAAGAUUCUGAUGAGAGCGAAAGGUAUCAUGGGAUGCAUGAGUGCUACCUCUAAAAAACUACUCGACGUUAACCUGGGAACUCAAGCUCGGAGACCUCACAACACUUCUAGCACUUCUAGCAGAGACAUAGUCCUCGUCGAAGUAGAUGGAGCCUUCUCGUACAGAACUAAUGCAGCUGCUUGUGGAGGGAUAAUUAAAAGAGGUAACCAACACCUGAUCGAAGGUUUUCUCCUCAAACUUGAUGUCCAGGACAACCUUGCGGUAGAACUCUGGGGAUGCCUAAUGGGUCUCAAAAGGGCCUGGGAUCACGGCUACAGAGAUAUAAUCCUCAGAAGUGACUCUGUAGAAGUUGUCGAACUGAUUGAGGGCGAGAUAAAUGACAUGCAUGAAGACUGGAUGCUUGUCUGGGAAAUCAAAGAGAUGUUACAAAGAACAUGGCGUGUGGAGAUUCAACAAAUUGAUCGCAAUGAGAAUGGCAGUGCCGAUAAUCUUGCUAAACGGGCUCUUAGCAUCAACCAUGACUUCCAGAUCCUUGGACCUAACGCGUUGAGAGCUGCUCUCCAGGCGGACUUCUUAAUCGAUUCUAGCUAG
Molecule: messenger RNA, 735 nt
Organism: Neltuma alba
Lineage: Eukaryota; Viridiplantae; Streptophyta; Magnoliopsida; Fabales; Fabaceae
Exons: 1
Coding region: 1-735 (244 amino acids)
Molecular function (GO): RNA-DNA hybrid ribonuclease activity; nucleic acid binding
Source: RefSeq, a predicted model, not a curated record